AUGGGUUACACCACUUUAUGGAAGCGGCUAUCGCCACGUCAGCUCAAUGUCGCCAUUCAGAUUUUUUCGUUGGUCUCUAUCUUCUUCGAGGGUUAUGACCAGGGUGUCAUGGGAGGCGUCAACAGCGCACCGACCUAUGUGACAGAGGUCGGCAUUGGGAAGCCAGAUGGAACUGUCACAGACACCACUCACCAGGGAGGAAUUGUCAGCGUUUAUUACCUGGGAGCGAUCUUCGGAUGUUUUGCCGGCGGAUGGCUUGCAGAUCGCGUUGGACGGAUCAACGGUUUGCUAGCAGGAUCACUGUUCGCAUUGAUCGGUGGCGCGCUGCAGGCGGCAGCCCAAAAUUCCAAUUUCAUGCUGUGUGCCCGUGUGCUCACCGGUAUUGGGACCGGCGCUUUGACUGGGAUCACGCCGGUAUUGGUGUCGGAGACAUCUUCCGCGAAUCAUCGCGGGGGCUUUUUGGGUUAUGUCUUCAUCGCAAAUUAUCUAGGAAUCUCCGUCGCUUAUUGGAUCUCCUUCGGCCUCGCUUUUGUGAAUAAUGGAUACUCGGACGUUCGAUGGCGGUUUUUGUUGGCGUUCCAGUGCUUCCCGGCACUCAUCUUGGUGGCGUUCAUCAAGAUGUUGCCGGAUAGCCCCCGCUAUUUGGCAUCGGUGGGGCGAAAUGAGGAAACACGCGAUCUGCUGAAUCGGAUUCGUUCAGGUCGUACUUCUCAGGAGGAGAUCGAUCGGGAAUACCUGGAGAUCAUCACCACUGCUCAGGGAAGCAAACCUAGCUCACCUUUGGAGUUUGUGAAGAUUUUGGUUGGAAAGAGUGGAAAGCCCGGGUUGAAUCUGGGCCGACGAGCAUGGCUCUGUGUUUGGCUGCAGAUCAUGGCAUCCUGGACGGGUAUCACGGCCGUCACUGCCUACUCCCCCACCCUGCUCGCCCAGGCCGGAUACAGCGACAUCAAGCAAAACGGUCUGGCCGGAGGACUCAACACCAUCGGAAUUAUCGGUACCAUUAUUAGUGCUCAGAUCAUUGACCGUCUAGGUCGACGUGUGUGCUUGAUGGGUGGUGCUGGGGUGUUGUUUGCGGUUAAUCUUAUCGCGGCCGCCGUUUAUGAGGGCUCUCGCAAGCACCCCGAAAAGGCAGCUCAGUAUGCGCCUGGUGCAGUACUGAUGUUGUUUUUAUUCAAUCUGGGAUAUGCGGCCACUUGGGGAACAGUCGCCUUUUUGGUUCCCACCGAGAUCUUCCCCAGUGAUCUGCGAGCCCAGGGCAAUGGCUUCGGCAUUACUGGGUGGGCCAUUGGUGUGGGGAUGACCACUCUGGUGAACCCCAUUAUGUUCAAUGUCAUGGAGAGCCGUACAUACUUCCUCUAUGCUGGACUCAACUUGAUCUGGGUUCCUAUUGUAUAUCUAUUCUACCCCGAGACCCGAAACCGAUCCCUCGAGUCCAUCGACGCCCUUUUCUCGACCUCCAGUCCGUUCUUCUGGAAGAUGGAGCAAGCCUAUAAGGAACACGGCGAUGUCCUCGCUGAGCACGGUGUGGACAAGGACGAGGCCAUCCGCGAGGUCGAGACUUCCGCCUCCGCCAAAGUCACCAACGUUUGA
Penicillium salamii is the source of this 1590-nucleotide messenger RNA. The record is from the annotation of a GenBank genome assembly. NCBI's taxonomy places the organism in Eukaryota, Fungi, Ascomycota, Eurotiomycetes, Eurotiales, Aspergillaceae.